AUGCCCUCCUACACAACACCAACCUCACGCCACCACGCCCUCACAACCCGCGACCCCUCCUCGCACAACGCCUUCAUAUACGCCGUAAAAACAACACGCAUCUAUUGCCGCCCCACCUGCCCGGCGCGGCUCGCCCGCAGAGCAAAUAUCCUCUUCUACAGCACGUGGCGCGAAGCCGAAGCCGCGGGGUUCCGCGCGUGUAAGCGCUGCAAGCCCAACGUCGUCGACGUGCUUGAUGACAAUAGGCAGGGGCAGGCGGUGAGGAAGGCGUGUGAGCGGAUUGAGGAGGCGGUGGGGAGAGGGGAGGAAGGAAGGGUGAGGUUGGGGGAGUUGGCUGGUGCGGUGGGGUUUACGCCGAGGUAUUUUCAUAGGAUUUUUAAGGAGAGGAUGGGGGUUACGCCUAGGGAGUGGGUGAGCAAGGUUGCUGGGGACAAGAGGAGGGAGGAGGGUGGGGGGUCUACGGGGGUAGUGGAGAUGGGUGAGCAAGCGUGGGUUGGAGAGAAGUUUGAUUUCAGUGAUUUGAUUGAUUUUGGGGCGGAUGCGGAGACGCGAGAUUUUGACCAUCUUGCUGGGCCUUGGAAUCAGUCUUUCAUUAUGGAUCCGGAGCUUAGUCUCGAUGCGAAUGGGCUUUCUCAGCCUUGGAGUGCGUAUGCGCCGGCUCAAGCGAUCUCGGGCUUCUUUCAGCCUAUGCCAGAUGAUACAAGCUUCUGUGAGAAGACUAUGUCAUUUACAUCUACACUCGAGCUAGAUGCUUCAGUGCUGCUCAACUGGGAUAACAUGGCAAACAUGCCACAGCGACAGUCCUCAUAG
Bipolaris maydis ATCC 48331 is the source of this 810-nucleotide messenger RNA. Its product is annotated as metal binding domain of Ada-domain-containing protein. Gene Ontology annotation, biological process: DNA repair; regulation of DNA-templated transcription. The record is from RefSeq and is a predicted model, not a curated record. Gene Ontology annotation, molecular function: sequence-specific DNA binding; DNA-binding transcription factor activity; zinc ion binding. Lineage: Eukaryota; Fungi; Ascomycota; Dothideomycetes; Pleosporales; Pleosporaceae.